This is a messenger RNA of Oncorhynchus nerka (sockeye salmon), 971 nucleotides long. RefSeq names its product cerebellin-4-like. The transcript has 7 exons. Lineage: Eukaryota; Metazoa; Chordata; Actinopteri; Salmoniformes; Salmonidae. The record is from RefSeq and is a predicted model, not a curated record. Bases 1 to 963 code for a protein of 320 amino acids. Gene Ontology annotation, molecular function: protein binding.
AUGAGGGGUGCUGUAGCUCUGCUGGUGUUGCUGCUCUGUCGGUCUGGGACACGGGCUCAGGGAGAGAGUGGAGGGGAUAGAGAGAGUUUGGUGGAGAGCCGCGGGACUGGAGAUACAGAGUUGACUAGCAAACAGACGACCGGCCAGACCAUCACAACGCCUGAUAUCUGGGGUGAGGUAGAGGAGCUUAGAGACGUGGUGGAUAACCUGGGAACCAUGAUUUUGGAGCAGAGAAAGAAGAUGAGGAACAUGGAGAAAAAGAUGGAAAGAAGGUGGAGAGCAAAAUGGCGAAGAGGAUCUGAGGCCAGACUGGAGACUAUGGGGGCCAGACUGAGUGUCAUCGAGAGGGAGGUAGAGGACUCUAAAGAACAGAAUACAGCCAUGGGCGCCAGACUGAGUGCCAGUGAAAGGGAGGUGGGGGAGCUGAAGAGAAUAAAUGCAGCCCUGGAGGCCAGAGCGACAGACAGUGAGAAUGGGAACACAGCCUUAGAGGCCAGACUGGAUGCCAGCGAGGGGAUGGUGGAGGAGCUGAGGAGAGAGAAUGCAGACAGACCAAAGGUGGCCUUCUCUGCUGGUUUGACUAAUGAUGGAUAUUUAGGACCCUUUAAUAGUAUCACCACACUAGUAUACAGAAGGGUCAUCACCAACAUCGGCAAGGCCUACAACCCAAAUACAGGUGUCUUCACAGCCCCAGUGAGAGGACUCUACUACAUCAGAUUCACUGCCAUGGGUCUCAAGGGUCCACCGUCCAUAGAUGCCUAUAUUUACCACAACGACAAGAGUGUCAUGUUCAAUCACCAGAACAAUGACAAUGGGCGUAAUAGGUUCUUGUCUAAUGCGUUGACUCUAGAGCUGGAGGCCGGGGAUGUGGUCUACAUGCGUCUCCCAGUAAAUCAGGAGCUCUAUGAUGAAAAGUCGAGUAACUACAGCACCUUCAGUGGCUUCCUGCUCUUCCCUAUGUGAAGGGAGCA